This is a messenger RNA of Copidosoma floridanum, 1904 nucleotides long. Its product is annotated as fumarate hydratase, mitochondrial. Gene Ontology annotation, molecular function: fumarate hydratase activity. NCBI's taxonomy places the organism in Eukaryota, Metazoa, Arthropoda, Insecta, Hymenoptera, Encyrtidae. Gene Ontology annotation, cellular component: mitochondrion. The record is from RefSeq and is a predicted model, not a curated record. Gene Ontology annotation, biological process: fumarate metabolic process; tricarboxylic acid cycle; malate metabolic process.
UACAAGCUGUGUUCGCGUUCCCUUUAAGCCCGCAAAUCGGGGCUUUUCACGGAUUUAAAAGUACUUAAUAAAAAAGUAGCAAUAAGGACAAUAAGUGUAACAAAAUGAAUGUUCUGAGGCAAAGAGUGACGAGCGGCCUUGGCCGACAGCCAAGGGAAAUAAGCGCCCUGUUCGUGCCCCGGCUCGCCAUGUGCCAACCAAAAUUAUGUUGCACUGAAUCUAAGAGAUGGCGAAGUGGCGAAUUCAGAGUCGAGAAGGAUACCUUCGGUGAACUGAAAGUACCGGCAGACAAGUACUAUGGAGCCCAGACCAUGCGAUCGGUAAUGAACUUCCCGAUCGGCGACCAGUCCGAGCGCAUGCCGAAAGGUGUCAUCGUCGCGAUGGGCAUUUUAAAAAAGGCCGCCGCCGAGGUGAACAAGGAGUACGGACUUGACCCAAAAGUUGCCGAUGCUAUCAGCAAAGCAGCCGACGACGUGAUCAGCGGGAGUCUCUACGACCAGCAUUUCCCCCUGGUCAUCUGGCAGACCGGCUCGGGCACGCAAACCAACAUGAACACCAACGAGGUGAUUUCCAACCGAGCGAUCGAGCUCCUGGGUGGUGAGCUGGGCUCGAAAAACCCGGUCCACCCGAACGACCACGUGAACAAGUCGCAGAGCUCAAACGACACCUUUCCGACAGCGAUGCACAUAUCCGUGGCCCUGGAGAUCAACAAGAUCCUGUUACCCGGUCUAACUCAGCUGCACGCCGCGCUCAAGGAAAAGUCCGAGGAGUGGAAGGACAUCAUCAAAAUCGGCAGAACGCAUACGCAAGACGCGGUGCCGCUCACUCUUGGGCAAGAGUUUUCGGGGUACACGAAGCAAGUGGAGUAUGGUAUCGCCAGAGUCAAGGACACGCUACCGAGGUUGUACGAGCUGGCCCUUGGUGGUACGGCAGUAGGCACGGGUCUGAACACGAGAAAGGGCUUUGCGGAAAAGACCGCCGCAAGAAUCGCCUCCCUGACCGGUCUUCCCUUCGUAUCGGCGGCGAAUAAAUUCGAAGCCCUCGCUGCUCACGAUGCUCUCGUCGAGGUUCACGGUUCUCUCAAUACCGUCGCUGUAUCUCUCAUGAAGAUCGCAAAUGACAUCAGAUUUUUGGGAAGUGGACCACGGUGCGGACUGGGCGAACUCUCGCUUCCUGAGAACGAGCCCGGCAGCUCGAUUAUGCCCGGCAAAGUGAAUCCAACCCAGUGUGAAGCGUUGACGAUGGUGUGCGCCCAAGUGAUGGGCAAUCACGUGGCGACGAGUGUCGGUGGAAGCAACGGGCACUUCGAGCUCAACGUAUUUAAGCCCAUGAUCGUCGCCAAUGUGCUCCGAUCGACGAGAUUGCUCGGAGACGCGGCGGCCACCUUCACGAAGAAUUGCGUCGUCGGUAUUCAGCCAAACAUCGAUAAUAUCAAGAAGAUUAUGAACGAAAGCUUGAUGCUAGUCACUGCCCUUAAUCCUCACAUUGGUUACGAUAAGGCUGCAGCCAUUGCGAAACAGGCGCACAAAGAAAAGUUAACAUUGAAGGAAUCGGCGCUGAAAAAUGGCCUGACUUCCGAGCAGUUCGACCAAUGGGUGAAACCAGAAGAAAUGUUGGGGCCUAAGUAAAGUGUCGUUAAACAAUUAUUUUUCACGAUUAUUGUUGAAAAUCCAUUUCUAAUACGCUGUAAUGCAAUGGAUGAAAAAAAUACUUGUCAAAUAUUGUUUAUAGAUACAAAACCUUUUGAAUUAUAUAUGUAUAAAGUAAGAUAAGACCAGUGUUUAUUCAUCAUCAUUCCUUUGAAACACUUUAAAAGUUUUUCCUACUUUUCGUAUGAGAUAAGAAGUCUUCACACAAAGUGAUACGCACUAUCAGAAGCGAAAAAGAGGGGGUAGAGGUCAUUG